GUCACUGUCAAUUACUUUUGUGUCAAAGUUUUUUGUUGAUGAAACCGCCGCCCGUUUCUUUAUAUAUGUUAUAACUUUGGCUGUUGUUUAUUUAAACUAUUUCUCUAUUCUUAUAGAAUGAGAUAACACAUACAAAUGGAGGAAUCAAGCGAUAAUCCUAAAGAUGUUGUUUCUAAUAAUACUAACCAAGCAAGUGCUACUAAGAAUAAACAAAAAACUCGGCCUGUUAAACGGAAACGUGGAAGCAGUAGUGAAUCUGAAAAUGAGCUGCCUGAUAACAUCCUGGAGACUGAGCGGAGCGUGCAUGCAUCAGCAGUCAAAAAUAACUUGGACGAAAGAGAUGUCAGAAAGAUUUUAAAGAAAGUGGUUGCAAAUGACCGUGUUUUGGCGAUGGUUAAACUCAGAGAGGAAGAGGAAAAUGAACUCAGUUCUAAUAUUGAACCUAAACCCGUAACAAUGACUCGCUUAAAGACAAAAGAACUUAUGAAAGUAUCGCCUAAAACAGUUGUAUUUAAUUAUAAUUUGACGCCUAUAAAGCAUAUUCCGGUAAAGACGCGACCGGAAGUAACGGCCUUGAUAGCCCAAGAUCUCCCUGAAGACGAGGAUGAUGAUGAGUACAAGCCCACACAAGAGGAUGUGCCUAGUGAUGACGAUCAAACGCUGGAAUCGUGCAGCGACGUGGAGUCUCAGCCGCGCACGCCAGCUACACCAAUACAUCCAGACGCAUCCAGUCCUAAAGUGGUGAAAGAUGGGCCAUUUAAAAUACCUCAGAACAUAGCAACUAAAAGAAAGUUGGAUCUCGAAGAAGAGGAAGCGACGAUAGCGCGCCGCACCCGCUCCAAAUUGUCUCUGUCCUCUACGUCCAUAGAGCAUAUAGAGAGUACAUUCAUACCGCCAGACGACAUACCGAUGCCCGCCGUAGACGAUCUGUGGAACCAGUUCCUGAACGAGUGUUUGAACCCAGCCUCCACUUCCAAACACGAGGAUGAUGAUGAAGCGGAUCCGGAGUAUAACGUCGCUGCAGAUCCUGAUGCAGUCGAGGAAGACGAAGAAAACCUCAGUAAUAGUAUAAUAAAGAUAUCUCAGAAGGAGCUGAACGAUCUAGUGACUGAGUUGAUAGCUGUAAUGCCGCCGGAAACGGACGAGAACUUGGCCGAGAAUCUCGUGAACUCAGUCCUCACUGACACUAGUCAAAGCGAGAUUACACGGUGGGAAGGUAAGCAGGAACCAACAUCAGACGAGGAUGCAACAGAAACUAUAUCAAACAGAUUGCAAGCCGAGAAAACGAAUGCAUUCGCUAACAAUUCAUUUGGUAAAACUGAACCCAAGGACUACGAUGAACAUAAUGAUGUUGAGCAAAAUAAUGCAACCAAUGUAGAAAAGAUUGAAGUAAUUUGUGAGAAACAUGACGUAAUUGAGGACAAGAAUGAUCAAAAUGAUGAUAAGAUUGACGAAAGCGUCAGGCAUGAUGGAAAUACGAACAGGAAUAAUGAAAGUGUGCACAUAAAUGAUGUAAAUAAACCGACUGAUGAUGAUAGUGAAGGAGAAAUGAUUAUCAUCGAGGUGAAAAAUGAGGAUAUGAGGUAUCCGAUGGAAAUUAAUGGACCUUCUGGUAUAACAAUGGCUGCGACCGUAUCAGAACAAGCAACAAUACCGCCUCCCAACGAUUCAGCGCCGCCGCUCAUACGACAAAUGAUGGACGAUCAACAAUCUCAACCAGUGACGCAGAUCGUGGUAGUGGAAAUGGAACCUGAAUUCGUGAUAUUACCAGAACAAAUUCAGAUUUUUCAACAACAGUUAAGACAACACAUACAGUUGGCCACGAGUAACUUCUUACAGCUGUAUAUCCAUCCCAUUCAUUGGCAGUACGCACCAACCUACAAGGAAUAUGUGGAAUCGUUUGUGAAAAUGUGCCGAACAAAACCGAACUCCGUAGCUAACGUGUGCAAUUUGAACCCCGCGCUCGAGCUGAUAUUGUCGUGGGAGUCCACCGUGUCCGCGAACACUCCUGAAAACAAGGCGUUGGUCAAAUUUAUUGAAGUUGAAUCAGAGAAGUGUCGCCACCGCAACAUGAACCACUGCACGACGGUGGGCGACUUCCCCGAGCCGGUGCGGCGCGUGGUGGCCAACAGCGCGGUGUUCCUCUACCCGCACCUGCUGCCGCCCACGCCCUACAAGCCGGACCACACUAAGCGCUUCUCCUACAUCGUGCCCGAGGACAAUUUAAUAGCCCUCGGACUCUCAGAGUUCUGGGACUACGUAGAAAGCAACAAGAAGUUAUUCAAGAUCCGUCAGUCAUCGAAGAGUUCGAAACGGCGCGCCGGCUUGACAGUCGCCAUCGAACAGAUGGUCAAAUACAUGUUCCCGUGGAUGACGCCGCGACACGUGAUGAUGCACGUGCAGCACAUAAAGAAACACGGUCAUUCCGAGAACGCUAUUAAUAUAUUCUUUAAGAAGAACAAAGUGGUGCCGGUGAAGCACAAACUCCUUUCCUUCAACCCUCAAAUGACGCUGUACGAGCAUCCGGAGAACGAGAUACCGCGCCCGUGGCUCAGAUAUCUCGCCAAAACUAGCAAUAGGUUCAAGAAAUGCUUCACUCGGACCGAUCAUAUAUUGCAACCGACAACAGGCGUGCCAGUAGAACUAGGGAAGCUCGCUGAAGUUCCCAAGAAAAAUCCGUUAUCCAUAGACUUUACUCAGAAUAUAGCCACGGGUUUGCCAAAUACAAAUUUGCAGGACAAAUUUGACAUAAACGUAAACAAUCCGAAGCAGGAUCAUUUAGUGGCAACGAAUUUGUUUAGCGUCAUUCAGACUAAUACUGGAAUUGCCCUCAUACCUCUCAUAGUUCAGGAUACCAAUGUGGUGGCUUCACAAGUCGGACCUAUAACGACCCCUGCUGAGGUCCAAAGUAACAUUGUAGUGACUCCUAUCGUACAAGAAGCAACACAAGACAACGUUACGAUUGAACCAGAAAAAUCAAAAGAAAAAAUAACAAAAAAUGUGGAUGGAGAUCACUGUGAAUGCUGUGUUAUGUUAAGAAAAAUAUGCAAUGGACCUAAAUUGAUAACUGACUAUUUCCAAUUAAAGAAUCCGUCGAAAAAAGAAUGUCAGUGUAGAAACAGGAAGUACCCUAAUGUUUCGAAUCGGUUAAAAUUGCUUUUAAGGCUGUACAAGUCGCAAAGCGGUUUUAUGUUCAAAGAAUUAGUACAUAAGUUAAAGAAUGAUUCCAAAUGUGCUCUGAAUGAUUACGAUAUGGAUGAUUUUGAAUAUGCAGUAUUAUUUCAAAUGAAGUUCAUAACACGUUUGACUGUAAUGUUGAGACAUGCGUCGUUCAAAAGACGUAUUUACACGUUGUUUAAUGAAUUUAACGUCGAUACAGACGAUCCAGUGAAGUUAGCGCAAAAGAUUCAAAACAGUUUUAAGAAAGACCUCUGUGACUUAUAUAUUGAGUUCUUGGGCUUUCUGACGGCUCAACAGGCGGAAAGACUCGGCGUGUUCCGCCAUUACCUUGUUAGUUAUAUUAAUUGUAUAAUGAAGAGGAUUGAUGAAGAAAUUUCGGACAUAGAAAGGCGGAAAUCUAUACUUACAAAAUUAAAGCAAUGCGUCAAUAACUUACAGAAAUUGACCACGUGUCAAAUGUGUAAGAGUUUGCUGGUAGAAUUAAAAGAUUACCCACGGGUGGCGCAAUAUAUAUUCUCACUCUUCCCACACAAAAAAUGUACGCCACAGAAAGUAACUCUGGAAACCGUAAGGACUAAUGAUAAGCCAACAGCGCCAUCUAAUGAGCCAAUAGUGAUACCUGAUGAGCCAAUAGUGAUACCUGAUGUGCCAGCAGCACAACCUGAUGAGCCAAUAGUGAUACCUGAUGUGCCAGCAGCACAACCUGAUGAGCCAAUAGUGAUACCUGAUGAGCCAAUAGUGAUACCUGAUGAGCCAGUAGCACAACCUAAUGAGCCAGUAGCACAGCCUGAUGAGCCAAUAGUGAUAUCUGAUGAGCCAGCAGCACAACCAGACGAGCCAACAGCACAACCUGAUGAGCCAACAGCGCCAACUGAUGAGCCAAUAACGAUGAAUCAAGAAGAUGAGGCUAUGUCAAGUAGCGAUUGUGAAAAUUCCGAGCAAGAACCAGUCAUAGUUGGAACAUUCAAUGAACGUCAAAUCGAACUGGAAGUUGUGAAACAGGAGCCAGUGUCAGAGGAAGAAUCGACUAAUGUUAUAUCAACAGCACUCAACGAGGAAUCCCUUGACGACUCGCGGGAAACACCCGAUAACACCAUGGUCAUAGUGGAAGAUGAUACUCAAACUGAUAACCAGGAAUGGUCGAGAGAAGACGAUAAAUUACUACUAGAGAUUAUCAAGAAGUACUUGGCCACAGAAGAAUCAAAAAAUAAAUCGAUAUUUAAAACAUUGCAAGAAAAUAAAGUGUAUGAGUUAAUUGCUGAACGUUUGACUGAGAAAUCCAUGGAUAAUAUUGUGCAAAGAGUCAUUUACUUGUUAGAAGUUUUAGUUGUAAAUAAUAGUUGACAUUAUUAUCGAUAUAAACUGUUAAGACUUUUUUAUAGCAAUGUGAAAUAAAUUAUUUCAUCUAUACAUA
Messenger RNA from Manduca sexta (tobacco hornworm), 4594 nucleotides. RefSeq lists its product as uncharacterized. The record is from RefSeq and is a predicted model, not a curated record. The coding region runs from base 136 to 4524 and encodes 1462 amino acids. Gene Ontology annotation, molecular function: transcription coregulator activity. Gene Ontology annotation, cellular component: nucleus. Gene Ontology annotation, biological process: regulation of DNA-templated transcription. The transcript has 21 exons. NCBI's taxonomy places the organism in Eukaryota, Metazoa, Arthropoda, Insecta, Lepidoptera, Sphingidae.